This is a messenger RNA of Manduca sexta (tobacco hornworm), 1640 nucleotides long. RefSeq names its product UDP-glucosyltransferase 2. Bases 78 to 1634 code for a protein of 518 amino acids. The transcript is spliced from 4 exons. The record is from RefSeq and is a predicted model, not a curated record. Gene Ontology annotation, molecular function: UDP-glycosyltransferase activity. Lineage: Eukaryota; Metazoa; Arthropoda; Insecta; Lepidoptera; Sphingidae.
UAACAAUUCUUAGCAUUUCAAUUUAAAUGGCUGGUAGUUAUUUAUUGCCUCCAUUGUAACUCGUUAUUUUUAACACAAUGUUAUUGUUGAUUCCAUUACUAUUGUGUUCCGCGGUGAACUCCGCGAGAAUAUUAGGAGUGUUCCCAAUGCCUUCGAUAAGUCAUCAAGUGGUGUUCCGGCCGUUGACCCUGGAACUGGCGAAGCGAGGACACGAGCUGGUGGUUAUAACACCGAACCCGGCUUUACCGAAAGAUAGGCCGAAGGAUAACAUAACAGAAAUAGAUACCGGAAGCACCUACGCAAUUAUAAGAAGUUUAAUAAAAGAAAAUGCUCAGACAGUCAUGGAGAGAGGAGUAAUUUCGGGCUUAGAAAUUAUGAUAUCUGAUGACACACUUCGAAGAAUGUUGUCAGUAUACGAAGUAUUUUUCGAUAUUGAAGAAGUGAAUAAACUAUUAAAUGACAAAACACAGAAGUUUGACCUUGUAAUUGCAGAGGGAUUCCUUCAUUCGCAUUUCGUAUUCGCGAAGAUUUUUGAUGCCCCAUUGAUAGCUUUUUCGUCUUUCCAAGGAUUUGCUGAAGAUUUCGAAGCCGCCGGCGCAGUGGCGAGGCAUCCUAUACACUACCCGAAUUUGAUGAGGAACAAAUUUAAGGAUCUUUCAUUUGUUGAAAAAAUUAAAGAGGUCUACAACGAAUAUAGAUGUAUUCGUUGGUUUGCUAAACUAGAAAAAUUCGAAACGGAUUUGCUGAAAAAGAAGAUUGGAAAGCAUGCCCCAACAGUUGAUGAACUAAAAGAUCUAGUGUCUUUGGUGCUUUUAAAUUCUUUUCCUGUGUUUGACGGUAACCGUCCUGUGCCUCCUAACGUUAUUUAUUUAGGUGCAUUACAUCUGCAGCCUGUGAAGGAACUCCCAAAGGACCUGAAGGAAUUCAUAGACAACUCAAAACGUGGGGUGGUCUACAUUAGUUUUGGAUCCAACGUGAUACCUUCGUUAAUGGACAAGGAAUUAUUGGAUGAGUUUCUGAACGCCUUCGGACGGAUACCUUAUGAUAUUUUGUGGAAAUUCGACGGAGACAAUCUUGAAAAUGUUCCGGAUAAUGUAAGGAUACAGAAGUGGUUCCCGCAGAGGGAUUUAUUGGUGCAUCCAAACAUCAAAGCCUUCGUCACGCAAGGCGGUCUUCAGUCCACCGACGAAGCCAUAGACGCUGAAGUACCUCUAGUCGGAAUACCGUUCCUGGCAGACCAAUGGUACAACGUGUACAAAUACACAAAACUUGGUAUUGGAGUGGAUUUGGAUCCUUAUACUGUAACCGCUGAUGAUAUUGUGAGGGGAGUGGAAACUGUUACUACAGAUGGCAGUUUCAAACAAAACAUGAAGAAAGUGAAGUCGAUUAUGUAUGACACGCCGCAGACGCCGCUCGAGCGCGCCGUGUGGUGGACGGAGUUCGUGUUGCGACACAAAGGCGCGCAACACCUCAAGCCACCCGCCGCCAACAUGUCCUACACUGAAUACUAUAUGCUUGACUUCGUGUUAACCCUUCUUGGAAUACUAUUAAUAGCAUUAGUUAGUGUAGUGUAUAUUGUAUGCUAUAUUAUUAGCUUAUUUAAAUCUAGUCCUGUUAAAGUAAAACGAAGUUAAUUUAUA